Messenger RNA from Copidosoma floridanum, 368 nucleotides. RefSeq names its product misexpression suppressor of ras 6 (gene MESR6). The record is from RefSeq and is a predicted model, not a curated record. NCBI's taxonomy places the organism in Eukaryota, Metazoa, Arthropoda, Insecta, Hymenoptera, Encyrtidae.
UGUUUAUUUUAUCGAAAACUUGUAGAAAAAAUCAACAACUUACACAUCUAAAUACCGAUGACUUCGUCCAGGUCGGGCAGCAAAUACGCCAGUACUUGCCAGAAAAGGACAUGCCCUACAUCCUGGACAUCGAUCUCGACUUCUUUAGCACGAAAAAUCCGUUCCGCGACAUUUACGAGCGCGCAAACCUCUACGACAAGCUCGCCAAGCUCUACAGUUUCAAGCGGCCGUCCAGCUGUGAUCCCGAGAUCCUUAAAGAAGUCAGUGCAGCGAGAGACGAGCAGUUAUCAGAACUGGAAGGCCUCUUUACAAUGCUAGAUCUAGAGAGGAGCCUCAUUGACUACGACGGGCCAAAGACUACUCGGUAA